AUGCCUCCUCCACCCGCACCCCGACAACCCGGCGGCGGAUCAAUCAGCAUCCCAUCCGCCAUAUCCUCCGCGACACCGGGCGUCUCUCAGCCAUUGAGUACACCUACCGACGGCGUUCCGCAACCACCCAAAUGGGUGAAUCCCGGGAAAGAUGCCGCUAGGACUGCGGCUGCGGAUGCAGUAGCAGCUCCUACGCACGAACCCAGCAGCUGCAUUGCUGGUACGCCCUUGACGGGUCUCAAUUAUACGAAGGGAAAGCCGGAAAUUGUCGCGCUGGAGGACCAUGAAUAUCCGGAUUGGUUGUGGACUUUGCUUGAUGAUAGUGCCAAGAAGAGCAGUGAUGCUGGUGGUGUUGACGUUGCAUCAUUGAACAAAAAACAACGAAAGCGUUACGACAAGAAAAUGGCCGCAUUGGCAGCUACUCAACCUCGUAAGAUUCCUCUGCACGAACAGGCCACGGAUAUCAUUCCUGCCGAAUACAACACAGAGCAGGACGGACCUCGAGACAUCAUUGCUGAAGCGGCCGCUGGUCUCGAGAAGACGGAAGAGAUUACAAAGAGUGCGCGGGAAGCCAGAAGGAAAGGAAUCCGCGAGUCCAACUUUUUGCGUGGAUUGUAA
This is a messenger RNA of Talaromyces amestolkiae, 618 nucleotides long. RefSeq lists its product as uncharacterized. NCBI's taxonomy places the organism in Eukaryota, Fungi, Ascomycota, Eurotiomycetes, Eurotiales, Trichocomaceae. Gene Ontology annotation, cellular component: mitochondrial large ribosomal subunit. The transcript is spliced from 2 exons. Gene Ontology annotation, molecular function: structural constituent of ribosome. The coding region runs from base 1 to 618 and encodes 205 amino acids. The record is from RefSeq and is a predicted model, not a curated record.